ACGGUUUGCACAUACAUGCCGUGAAGCUUCGAGAUUUCCCCAGCUAUACCUUAGCUUGCUUAAAACCUCAAUCCGGCCAAAGCUAGCCAACCACACGUCCACGCCCGUAUUGUGUGUGGACGACAGUAUGUAACACACUGCAAGUCUGCAACUGUUCUAUCUAUCGAUCUACUAGUAGCUAGCGGCUGGCCAACCAAUAAAAAAAAACUAGCAGACUUUGUACAUUGUUGUUGUCGUUGAUAGAUGAGAUGCUGCCAUGACGACAUGCAAGUGCAACCGGUGGUAGAGAUGAUGCGUGGCCUCCACACGCCCAUCGAUUCACGGAUGGAUGGAUGGCUCCGCGCGACGAUGGGCAUCGUGUGAUCCUCGCCGCCCCGGCGAUCCCGCCGGAGAUAAGCCGCCCACUCGCCGCACGCCGCGUGGCACCCCACCCCCUCCCGCUAGCGAUAAAUCAUCGGUGGCCACACGCGCCCCCUCCAUUGCAGCACUCAUCUCCUUCAUUAAUUCCCAGCUAGUAGGUGUGCACGCCAUUGCCGCGCGAACUCUUCCCUCCUAGCAGCUACCUAGCUAGCUAGCUUUAUUUCAGCAGCUGCUGCUGCAGCUCUAGCUAACAAUAAUUAAGCAGCAAUGGCCACCGCCCUCAGCAGCCUCCGCGCGCCGGCCAGCAGCUUCUCCUCCGGCGUGCGCGCCGCCCCGGCGCCCGGCGUCGUCGCCAUGCCCGCCGCCAAGCAGGUUGUUGCCCGCGGCGCCAGGCUGCGCGCGCAGGCCACCUACAACGUGAAGCUGAUCACGCCCGACGGCGAGGUGGAGCUGCAGGUGCCCGACGACGUGUACAUCCUGGACCAGGCCGAGGAGGAGGGGAUCGACCUGCCCUUCUCCUGCCGCGCGGGGUCCUGCUCCUCCUGCGCCGGCAAGGUCGUCUCCGGCUCCGUCGACCAGUCCGACCAGAGCUUCCUCGACGACGACCAGGUCGCCAGCGGCUGGGUGCUCACCUGCCACGCCUACCCCGCCUCCGACGUCGUCAUCGAGACGCACAAGGAGGAGGAGCUCACCGCUUAAGCUCCAUCAUCACAUCAUCAUCAUAUCCCAUGCAUAAAAUUAAAGCUGCUAGCUGCCUUGCAAGAGAUCUAUCGAUCGAUGUAAUCGAGUUGACGAGAAUCCGAUCCGCCGGACAAAUUUCUUUUCCUAGCUUAAUUGUAUCAUCCAUCAUGCAUGUCGAUCAAUGUCACCAUGAGACCAAGCAAGCUAAGCAUCGGCAGCAGGGCCAUCUGUUACCGUACAUGCUUGGUGUCUGCUGUAUCAUUCAUUUUUACUGCAUACGGAUGCAUGAUCCACUUCUCAUCAAAGUAAUUAAUUAAUAAUGUUUUACCUCUUUUUUUUUGUACCUUCAUCAAUACAUAUAUUAUGGAACUGCAAGCAUUGAAGCUUAAGCUUGAUCCAA
Panicum virgatum (switchgrass) is the source of this 1441-nucleotide messenger RNA. Its product is annotated as ferredoxin-like. Gene Ontology annotation, molecular function: 2 iron, 2 sulfur cluster binding; electron transfer activity. Lineage: Eukaryota; Viridiplantae; Streptophyta; Magnoliopsida; Poales; Poaceae. Gene Ontology annotation, biological process: electron transport chain. The coding region runs from base 628 to 1059 and encodes 143 amino acids. The record is from RefSeq and is a predicted model, not a curated record. The transcript has a single exon.